Suillus clintonianus is the source of this 1814-nucleotide messenger RNA. RefSeq names its product acyl-CoA dehydrogenase/oxidase. NCBI's taxonomy places the organism in Eukaryota, Fungi, Basidiomycota, Agaricomycetes, Boletales, Suillaceae. Bases 129 to 1673 code for a protein of 514 amino acids. The transcript has 12 exons. Gene Ontology annotation, molecular function: flavin adenine dinucleotide binding; acyl-CoA dehydrogenase activity. The record is from RefSeq and is a predicted model, not a curated record.
UGUUGUCCUCAGUCAUGUGAAAUCCCAAUCCCUCUUCCGAGCCGCUUAAUAGCGUCCAGUUGAGUUCAAGCGACAACCUUCCGGACUCCAGUAUAAGCUUCGAGGAAAGCGAGGUCACCAGCAGCAUUAUGCCUUCUAAAGAGUUCAUACCCGAUGACAUCGCCCAGCAUAACAAGGAAGGGGACCUCUGGAUUGUCAUAGACUCCAAAGUUUAUGAUGUAACCCGCUUCGCAAACCUUCACCCAGGAGGCUCAGGCGUGCUGUAUGCUGACGGCGUAGCUGGGAAGGACGCUACUCAGGUGUUCUUCGGACUUCACAGACUUGAGGUUCUCCAACGUCCUCAGUUUGCGCGUCUCCAAAUAGGAGUCGUCCAUGGACAGACUGAAAUGAUCAAGCCUCUUGCUCCUGGUGAACUGUCUCUUGUGCCCUAUGCUGAGCCUACGUGGCUCACACCUGGAUACUUCAGCCCCUACUAUGGUGACAACCACCGCAAAUUCCACAAGGCUGUAAGGGCGUUCAUGAUGGAAUUUAUAUUACCUGAGGCAGUGAAAUGUGAGGAAAAUGGGAAGAGGAUAUCGCAAGAAGUCGUGGAUAAAUUAAGCGAGAUAAAUUUUUUGGCUAUGCGCCUGGGACCAGGCAAGCACCUCAAGGGACUUACCUUGAUGGGUGGCAUCGUGAAGCCUGAGGAAUACGACCACUUUCAUGAACUUAUUCUCCACACCGAGCUUGCGCGAUUCGGUACGCGAGGAUUCGUGGACGGCCUCCUGAAUGGCGGGGUUAUUGGCCUCCCCCCACUUCUUAAUUUCGGAACCCCGGAGCAACGAGCCAAGUUCUUACCAAAUAUUCUGGCUGGAAAGAAAUACAUCUCCCUUGCUGUCUCAGAAGCAUUUGCAGGCAGCGACGUCAGUGGUGCGCAAACUGUUGCCGUGAGAGAUGGUGACGAGUGGGUUGUUACCGGAACUAAGAAGUGGAUAACAAAUGGGACGUUCUCAGAUUAUUUCACGACACUUUGCAAAACAGACGCCGGGUUUGUUGUCUUGCUCAUUGAGCGCUCGGAUGAUGUGUCUACCAAAGCGGUGAAAACGUCCUACUCCUCAACCGCUGGGACUGCCUUUAUCACCUUUACCAAGGCACGCGUGCCGGUUGCCAAUACCUUGGGUCAAGUCGGGAAGGGUAUGUCGAUUAUCCUGAGCAACUUCAAUCAUGAACGGUGGAUGGUCACCUCGACGAGUCUUGGUGCGCAAAGAGUUGUGGUUGAGGAGUGUUUGAAGUGGACAAACCAACGAAUUGCCUUUGGCAAGCCUCUUCAUGCUCAAGCAGUUAUCCGCGCAAAACUUGCAGCGAUGAUUUCCCGCGUGGAAGCAUGCCAGGCAUGGGUAGAGAAUAUCACGCAUCAAAUGAACAACAUGUCCUAUGAUGAACAAUCAGACAAACUCGCAGGUCCUAUUGCAUUGCUCAAACAAUUUGUGUCAAAGGCUGGCCGUGAAACCGCUGAGGACGCAACCCAGAUGUUCGGAGGUCGGGGUAUCACCGUCACGGGCAUGGGCAAAGUCAUUGAGAAUUAUCAUCGCACGUCACCUUUCGAUGCUAUUCUUGCCGGUGCGGAAGAUGUGCUGGGAGACCUUGGCGUGCGGCAGGCUAUUAGGAAGAUGCCUAAGAAUGCCCGGUUGUGAUCAUUCUCAUGCUGGGCGCUGGGCGUCUGAUGUUUAAUGCUAUUUAUGCCCGUAUCUUUGCUUUUAUUAAUGCGUGCGAUUGAUGUCCUAUAGUAGUUGUGCCUGCGUAUCACAGGGGCUUUGGAACCUCGCUCAGUCAGA